CUCAGGCUAACUCGCUUUUUGGGCUUUGGUUCACCAUGGAAACCUCCACGACCGCUCGGAGCCAACGAUGCUCCAUCAUACGGACCUGCAAAAGCGCUCUCUCCCUCUGGCUGGUGGUGUGGCUGCUCCUCGGUAAGGCCAACCCAGCUUCGGCGUGUCCACAUCACUGCGUGUGCUACCCAACGCCGAUGACGGUGAGCUGCCAGGCGCAGAACUUCACUGCCGUCCCGGUGGGAGUGCCCUACGAAUCGCAGCGCGUUUUCCUGCAGAACAACCGGAUCACUGAGCUCAGAGUCGGUUCUUUUGGCUUCGGAACUCAGGUUCUGUGGCUAUUCUCAAACAACAUCACAUGGAUUGAGGGAGGGGCCUUCAGUGAGCUGAGGGAUUUGGAGGAGUUGGACCUUGGAGAUAACCCUAACCUCCACAGGCUGGAAGGGGGAGCUUUCCGUGGCCUGGAGAAGCUCCAGAGCCUCCAUAUGCACCGCUGCAGACUCACUGCCCUGCCCCAUGACAUAUUUCAUAAACUCUACAGCCUGCAAUUCCUGUACCUGCAGGAGAACCAUCUCCACUUCCUGCAAGAUGACAUCUUCUCUGACCUCAUCAACCUCAGCCAGCUCUUCCUGCAUGGCAACCGUAUCCGCACCAUCUCAGAGAAUGUUUUCCAUGGCCUGGUGAAUCUUGACCGCCUCCUCAUUCAUGACAAUCGCAUCAGACAGGUCAACCGCCGGGCCUUCCGUGACUUGGGCCGCCUGACCAUGCUCUUUCUCUUUAACAACUCCUUGGCUGAGCUGCCCAGUCAAACCUUGAGAGACACCCAGGGCAUCCAGUUUCUCCGCCUCAAUGCCAACCCCUGGGCCUGCGGCUGUGAGUCUCGCCCCAUGUGGGAGUGGUUCCGUGAGGCGCGCGUUUCCUCCUCUGACGUGAUUUGUGCCUCCCCUUCCACCCGCCGCGGCCAGGACCUGCGCUUCCUUCGGGAGAUGGAUUUCGCCCUCUGCCCCCUGCCUGACCCUGGUUCCAUCGCUGGUUCAACCACCACCACCUUCAGCACCAAAACCCGCUGGUGGUUCUCCAAGAACAAGCCCCAGUCUUCCACCAAGGGCGUCUUUGAGAAGACCUCCGAAACGGUCAAAGCCGGUUUGUAUGGAAAAGGCCCGUCCACCUCCACCUCAGUGGUCAAGUAUGAGCUGGGUGAAGAAGAGCUGGCGCUGCCCAAAGUUGACUCAGAAGAGUACUGGACCAACUACGGAAAUGAGGAUUCUGGUGUCACCCUUCGCUGCUUCGAGCUUGAAUGCCCACCAGACUUCGAUCUCCCUCCCUCUUCCUCCUCAUCCCUCUCACCCUCUCUCCUCUCACUCCUGAUACUCUCUGUUUUCACAGUCACCCUUAGCCUCCACCUCCUAUUUGGCUGA
Molecule: messenger RNA, 1409 nt
Organism: Lampris incognitus (smalleye Pacific opah)
Lineage: Eukaryota; Metazoa; Chordata; Actinopteri; Lampriformes; Lampridae
Gene: rtn4rl2a
Product: reticulon 4 receptor-like 2 a
Exons: 4
Coding region: 36-1409 (457 amino acids)
Cellular component (GO): plasma membrane
Molecular function (GO): protein binding
Source: RefSeq, a predicted model, not a curated record